Rasamsonia emersonii CBS 393.64 is the source of this 1047-nucleotide messenger RNA. RefSeq lists its product as uncharacterized. The coding region runs from base 1 to 1047 and encodes 348 amino acids. The record is from RefSeq and is a predicted model, not a curated record. The transcript has a single exon. Lineage: Eukaryota; Fungi; Ascomycota; Eurotiomycetes; Eurotiales; Trichocomaceae.
AUGUUCGAAUCCCUGAAGCAAUCUGUGCUCUCUAAGGGCGACAAGGGCGAUUCUGUCGUCGCCCUCCAUGGCGAUCCCGUAUCCAUGUCUCCAGUCGGAGGCGGCACCUAUCCCCGCGCCAACUAUCUACAGGAUGGCUCAAUAAUCGGCGCAUAUACGGCCUUCGAACAUGGCUACAGUAUUAUCACCCUCGUCCGCUCCACCGACGGUGGUGCGACUUGGUCCCCUCUGGGAACCGCAGCCAGAGCUUUAACAAGCGAGAAUGACUUGGAUAAUCCGUACCCGCUGCAGCUCCCCAGCGGACGUGUCCUCGUUGCAUUUCGAAAUCAUUCAAAGGAUCCCUCUACCGGACGCUACACAUUUUACCGGAUUACCAUCUGCUACUCCGAUGAUAAUGGAGCAACAUGGAAAUAUCUGAGCACGCCUGCAUCUGACCCCGGUGGACCCAAUGGAAACUGGGAGCCGUUCCUACGAAACGCGGCUGAUGGGACAUUGCAGUUAUACUACUCACGUGAAAAUAGCCCGAUGGAUCAAGAUAACCUGAUGCGCACUUCGACAGACGGGGGCGUCACCUGGUCGUCUGCCACCGUCAUCUCCGGAGCCGAAUUACAUGAUGCUCGGGACGGAAUGGUAGGUGUCACUGAGACGAACGACGGUCAUCUCCUGGCUGUCUUCGAAACAGGCCAAAAUGGCCGCUUCACGAUCAACUCUGUCCGCAGCACCGACGGGGGUAGAACGUGGGGUAACCGAGCGAGAGUAUAUACUCCUACGGGAUUACACAAUAAUGCAGGCGCGCCCCAGAUCGUCAAUGUAGGGGGCAGGCUAUAUGUGAGCUUCAUGACUGACGAGGAUAGCCAUGGAUAUACCUGGCCCAGAGGUGCAGCUGCCAAAUUGGUUGUCAGCGAUGACAAUGGGCAUACAUGGGGAGGCAAGAUAAAGGUCAGGGACAUCCACAGUAACUGGCCCGGACUGCUGGCUCUGGACUCGAGAUCUUUCUUGUGUAUGUACGACAACGGUGGCGUUGUGGCUCAAAAGCUGGUGCACUAG